Zootoca vivipara (common lizard) is the source of this 9638-nucleotide messenger RNA. It is a transcript of the gene PCBD1, whose product is annotated as pterin-4 alpha-carbinolamine dehydratase 1. The record is from RefSeq and is a predicted model, not a curated record. Gene Ontology annotation, biological process: tetrahydrobiopterin biosynthetic process. NCBI's taxonomy places the organism in Eukaryota, Metazoa, Chordata, Lepidosauria, Squamata, Lacertidae. Gene Ontology annotation, molecular function: 4-alpha-hydroxytetrahydrobiopterin dehydratase activity.
CUAGCCAGGGUUUUUUCCCCCAGGUGAAGCCUCCAGAGGGGCGCCAUUGAGGUUCCCAGCAUGUGUGUGCUUGCGCAACACACAAAUGCACUGGUGAAAUAAAGCCUAAUUUUGUCCCUGGCUAGGUUUAAAUGUUGCUUUAAGAGCUUUCAGUCUUGAGAUUGCUACCGGUACUCCUGUUUUGGGGAGGGACUGAAGCAGACAGGUGAAAGAGGCGUUGAAAUCAGCCUUUCCCAGCUUUGGGUCCCCAGAUGUUGUGGGACUCUAACUCCCAUCAACCCUGACCACUGGUCUUGCUAGCUAGUUGGGAUGAUGAGAGUUGUAGUCCCCCCCCAAAAAAAUAAUAAUAAUCUAGGUAGCCAAGCUUGGGAACAUCUGGUUUAAAGCACAGACCCUCCCAAAAAAUGACUGUGGGAACUGUUGUUUACCCCUUAUAGAGCUUCAAUUUCCUGUAUCUUUAAACUACAGUUCCCAGGAUUCUGGGGGACGGGGACGGGACGUGUGCUUUAAAUGGAUGGUGCAUACACAGUCAAUGUUUCAUGUGUGAGUUUUGGGGGAGUGGAGGAAGUUGUUGCCACUGCCUUUUGGGUAAUACAUUUUGCAACUUUUGCCAUCCCCAGCUGGAGCCUGAAAGGGAGUUGCUAUACCUUUUUAAGUUCCAAGCGGGAAAAGCCCACAGACUAAGCGGCGAAGAGAGAGAACAGCUGCUGCCCAAUCUCAGAGCUGUUGGAUGGAAUGAGGUGGAGGGUAGAGAUGCCAUUUACAAGGAGUUCCACUUCAAGGACUUCAAUCGGGCCUUUGGAUUUAUGACCAGAGUAGCUCUGCAAGCAGAAAAACUGGACCACCACCCUGAAUGGUUCAAUGUCUACAACAAGGUUCACAUAACCUUGAGCACCCAUGAGUGUGGAGGCUUAUCGGAGCGGGAUAUUAACUUGGCCAGCUUCAUAGAGCAAGUGGCAAACACGCUGGCUUAGAAUCAGCCAUCCUUGCCAUCUACAGUCUUCUGUUGGCCAAGCCAAUCCCAAGGGAGAAGUGUGAGAUGUUGAUGCAAAUAAUUAUUUUUAUCCAGUUGCUGACAGAGCCUUAGUAUUAGCCCAGUGCAUGAUGGUACCUGCCAUUUUAAAAAAUCGAUGCCAUUGCAUUAUUGUUUUAUGGUCAAAGCUGUCUCAUGGCAUGUUUAUUGCCUCUCAGAUUUCAGUGUGGCUACUCCGUAGUCUGUUCAAGCAGUAUUAUACCAGCACAGUAAAAAGCUACCUUUGGGGUAGGCGAGAUAUUGUCCAAAACUGGUUUGAAGUCCAUAUUGUGAUAUCCGUUUCAUAAUUUUUGAUCUGCCAAUAUAUCGUGAAUCAUGGUGUAUGUUUGUGCUAUGCAAAAAUCACACUGUGGGGACAACCGUGAAGCCAGACAAUGCCUCUACGUAGCUCCAUCUUUUAUUUUCAGACAUUGUGACAUAUUGGUCUAUUGCAGGCAUCCCCAAACUGCAGGCCUCCAGACGUUUUGGCCUACAAUUCCCAUGAUCCCUAGCUAACAGAACCAGUGGUCGGGGAAGAUGGGAAUUGUAGUCCAAAAUAUCUGGAUGGCUGAAGUUUGGAGAUGCCUGGUCUAUUGCAAUGUUUUCAGCUGGUGAUAAAACCAGGUAUCACCCCAGCCCUACCUGCGAUACAGUUAGUUACAGUCAACCUGGCUUGUGACUUAAGCAGUUUAUAAUAAACUUAUUAUCUGUCCCGUUACCCGAGUCUUACCUUCUUUCUGCCGAAGGACAUAUUCUAGAACUCCAAUGAGCAGACUGAACUCAAACCAGGCAUUUUCUCUACCAGAGCACGAUAAAUGAUCGCAUGCUUUUUGAGAAAAGCAAGGGAUGAGUGCAUGUGUGGGAUUUUAAGGCAAGCCUGCAACCUUAUCUAGCAUCCUGUUGGGUGGAGGAAGGGCACAGGACUGUCCUCCAUUGCUAUGUCCUCUUUUCAGCUUUACAGAGCUAGUGUGGUGUAGAGCGGUGGACUCGUAAUCUGGUUCACGUCUCCGCUCUUCCACAUGCAGCUGCUGGGUGACCUUGGGCUAGUCACCCUUCUCUGAAGUCUCUCAGCCUCACUCACCUCAGAGUGUGUUUGUUGGGGAGGAAGGGAAAGGAGAAUGUUAGCCGCUUUGAGACUCCUUCGGGUAGUGAUAAAGCGGGAUAUCAAAUCCAAACUCUUCUUCUUCUUCGAUGAGCAUAACUAAAUGGUUAGUGUCGGACUAGGACCUAGGACCUGGCGUGCUAUGGUCCAUGGGGUCCAUGGGGUCACGAAGAGUCGGACACGACUAAACGACUAAACAACAACAGUACCUAGGAGAGCAGGGUUCAAAUCUCUACUCAGCUUUGAAGCUCAGUGAAUGACCAUGGGCCAAUCACCAUCUCUUAAGCCUAACCCUACCUCACAGGGUUGUUGUGAGGAUGAAAUGGGGAGGAGAACCAUGUACACUGCCUCAAGAUACUUGGAAGAAAAAGGUGGCAUAUAAAUGUAAUAAAUAAAUAUGUCUCUAGGUUGAGGUGGGUGGGGUAGGGAACUAGGAUGACUUUUGGAUCCCCCAGAUCCAAACCAAUUCCUAGAAUUUCCCAUUUCUGUUUGUACCAUGUCAGAAGGGAGAGACGUCCAAGCUGUGAUGUCAGAAGGACAGAUCCAUUCUAUGCUAUGGUCCCUGGGGCCAUAGGAUUGCACCCUUUAGUAAAUCCAACGCCUAUGAGGGUUUGUCUCAAAUAUUGUACAGUGGUACCUCGGUUCCCAAAUGGCUUAGUUGUCGAACAAAUCGGCUCCUGAACCCAGAAGUGAGUGUUCCUGUUUGCGAACGUUUUUCAGAAGCCGAACGUUCUCCACAGCUUCCAAACGAGUGCAGGAAGCUCCUGCAGCCAAUCAAAAGCCGCGCCUUGGUUUUCGAACGGUUACGGGAGUCAAAUGGACUCCCGGAAUGGAUUAUGUUCGAGCACCAAGGUACCACUGUACCUGAAAGGGAAAAUGGAAUGUACUCUCACAUUUUACACUUUUGUAAAACCAAGUUAAAAACCAAUUUGGCAGCAGACCUUCAUUUGUAAUAAUACUUGAUAAUUUGUGGAAGACUGUACAAUACUUUGGAAGCAAAGGCCCCAAUGAAUCAGUACUUAUUCUCUUAAUUUGCAAAAAAGUUACCGGUGAAUGCAGCUUUACAUUUAUAAUAAUAAUGACCGCUCCCCACAUGAAAUGGGGGGGGGGUGCCUUUUGCUUGGUCGCAUGCAGCCCGCCCCCCGAUCCCAGUAAUCCCAAUAAUAUUUUUUUUAAAAAAACAAACUUUUUUCUACCCUAGAAAUUUUUUAUUUUUAAACCUGGAAUUGUAUACAUGAUGCAUGAUAAAGUAAACAUGGAUUAUGCAUUCAAAAUAAAAUAGUACCGAGACAGUAUCCUACAGGAUAUUAAAAAGUGGUAUGCAAACACAUGUUCGACUUCCUGAUUGGACUGCAAAACCCAACUCAUUUCUUGCAGAAACUGACAAAGAGUUUCAUUCCACUCUAAAACAUAAUCAGAACUACUUGGGAACACAUUUCUGGGUGAAUUAUGCACAAGGAUGUGACGGUCAAAUGUUUCCCUUUCUUAAAUGAUGCAGAACUGUCAACGUGGUGAACAGCACACAGUAGUAAGUCGUUAUGAGUUCCAUACAAGUCCAAGUUGUAUGCAUGGCUGGACUGGCUGGACUGGCUAAAUUUAAAACUAAAUCAGAAAGAUGGUUAUGGAGCGCUAAGCCAAUAUUCCCAGAAUUCACAAUAGUCAAAAGGGAAUAUGUCCCGCUGAACAAAUCAAGCUACAAAAAGGAUUCUGUCAUAAUGGCGGAAAACAAUGCUUCACAAAUCUACAAUUCUGUAAAUUCACAUUUGUGCUUCCUUCAAAGGAAGCACUGCUACCAAGUAGGAGGUAAUGACAUAUUUCACGAGACUGACCCAGUGAAGUACUUAGUGCUGUAUCAAAAUGGCUCGAGUCCCGACUGAAAACUCUGCUUUCACCCUCCCUUCAAGCCUUGGAAGAAGCUACUGGUGCCUGCUUUUCUCAGCUUUGUGCAGGGAUUAUAGCUGUUUUCUAAAAGCAAACUGAAAUGCACAGUAGCAUCAGAAUACAAGUUAAGACCACUCCUCCUAGUCAGCAGGUAGCCCAAAACACAGUUGUGAAGUCCUGUUCUACCUAUAAAUAGGAACGGAGAGUGGAAUGUUUUCAUUAUACCUGAGGCUGAUUCGCCACUGAGGUGGUUUUCAGUGUAGUACCACAAAAGAGUUGGAUCACCUGUUGACUGACGGUAUUCUGCUCCCUGGGCUUCCCAGGGGGAAUGCUAUCAACAUUAAGGCAAACCUGUGAGUGCUCUCUUUAGAAAUGUACCUUACAGUCAACGCAGCACACAAACAAAGCCAAACAGAGUCCGCUAUUGUAAGAUUACAUUUAAAACAAAAACAAGAGUUGCUGUUAGUGCUCUCCACUUUUAUAAAAGCUCACGGCCAGUUACAGGAAGGAGAGCAGAGCUCUGGACUUCUCAAAAUCCAAUUCUGGCACCUAGGAAUCGCAAAAUCGCUUUCUAACACUGCUGAGAGUGCAUUAUUUUAAGCUGGAGCAAAACAUUCAGAUAACUGAGUAAGUGUGUUGCCCUUGAAGCUGCUCCACAGAUACGCCACAACUCAAUAGGGCUGUGGGCGGCACUGUAAAAAAAAAAUCCAGAGAAAGAGGAAAGCAGCAAGAUGAUACCAUGGGGGAAAGGAACAGAGUUAAGUACCUCAUAUCUCCCUUUCAGAGCAAAUCCCACACCUGGUGAUUUGGAAAAAACAAACGAGUUUCUCCUUUUCUCCUCUUCCAUCACUUUCAGUUCUUUUCCCGUGGCUCAUCAUUCAGCACAAACAAACAAAAAGCCAACCAGGAGGAAGGAAAGGAAUGUAUAGAUGUUGAACACCUGAGAAUGAGGGGGGUAGAAUGGAGUCGCAGUGGCCAUAAAUAUAGCUGUUCUGUCGAGGACUAGUAGUAGCAGCAGUGAGCAAGUGUGAAGAAACACAAGGAGUUAGUAUUAGAAAGGGGGGAGGGAAACCACUUAACUCUGAAAGCUCACAUAAACAAAAUGGUGAACAGAGCCGGUGCUUAUCAGAGAGAGAGAUGUGACAAGAACAGAGAUCAAGCUGCCAUAUGAUCUGCAGGAGGACCAACAUUCCCUUCCCCUGGAAUUCUUUAGAAUACCAUCCUUCAGUGGACAGUGCACACAGACUCAGUGGUGGCCUGGAGACCCAUUCACAUGUGCUUCAGAUGAAGGAGACAUUUCCGUGCUGUACAGGCAGUCCAAGUAAACACCAGCAAUCUCUGAAAUCAUAUUCCUGUCAGGGAUGGCUUGGGCCAUGCCAUAGAUGGCACCCUAUAAAAGUCAAAACACAACAAAAAGUCAGUAAAUGCGUCCAAGCUGCUGCUGCUGCUUCUUUGCAAAUGCAAGACGCUCCUGCUGAAAUUCAACCCAAAGCAUCCCCUUAGAAUUUGAGGGUCGUCUUACCAGGCCAGUGGUCUUGCCCUCGGGGAACUUCAUGAUCUCAUGGACACAUUCUUUGAUGUCGUUCAGCAGCCGUUCAACCACCCCAGGCUUCGUGUGCACUUGGGUUAAGCAAAAAUGAAUACUAGGGAAGGAGAUAAAAAGACAAAAAAUUAGCUUUGUUCCCAAUAGUGCUGUUCUGUUUCACAGGCGUUUGUACCUAUCCUUUCCUUUAGUUCUAGAAAACUGCUGGAAGAUCCGAGGAGCAUCUUUUAUCCAUACACAAUGCUCACCUGUGUGGAAUACAGCAGCCGUUUUGGUUUUCGAACAGACUGGAGCUGGCUGUAAAUUUACAAAAAUGCAAAAGGAGGCGCUGCCUCUAUGUGCUUCCUGUUUCUCUUGAGAAACCAGGCUAUUUGUUCGGAGCGUUGUGAAGCCACAGAACACCCAACGAGUCAAUACCUUUUUCACUCUGCUACUGAAAUGCAGAAGCCAUCUGUGUCAACUUUUUUGGUUUAAAAAAUAGUUUAAAAAGGAAAGUGUCUUUGUGAGAUCAAAUGCAGGAGGAGCUUCCCACCCUCCUCGCAUCGUGGCAUAAUGGCAUGUGAAUUCCUUUGCCCUUCCUCGCCAUGCCCUCACGCCCUCACUCCAGACGCUUUGAGUACUCGGGUCCCAUAGAAUGUAGUCAUUUCUAAUGUGGCUAUUGCAGUAAAGCAAUUUUUUUGGGGGGGGGGGCGCCAAAACAGCUCCUUGAUUGUUGCUCAUUCUCCUAUCUCCCAGAUGAUCAUCAAAGCACUCAGCCCACAGAGCCCAGGAUCACAAUGAGCUCACCUUGGAGGAAACUGCAGAAUGUUCAGAUUCCAUCCUCUCGUUAUUAACAUGUUUGACAACCGAUAUAUGUCAAAUUUGUCCGACCCCAAAGCAAGUGCAGACACCUCGGGAUUUCCAAAGAUGAAGAGGUUGUCAAUUUUCCGCAGCCUUAAAAAGAUGCAUGUUUUAAAAGUUUACAUUAUUACAGUAUUAUUGAAUUUACCCAGAGGUCUCGGAGCGGUUGGCAGAACAAAAUCAAAAUAGUCCUAUUGCCUUUUUAUACUGAUUUUAAAAAAAUGAUGCAUACACCCUAAUUGUUGUCAAAGGCUGGCUUCCCUCCCUCUAAAUUCAGAAAAACCCUCAAUCUUCCCCUAAAAGAACACAGAAAGCAGUUACUGAUCAGUGUCACCCUUCUUCCCCUCCAGAACAGCUGAAAGGAGCAGUUCGGAAGCUUUCCCAGUGUCGCUUAACCACGGUUUCAAGUUGGCUCAUUUCACACAAACAGAAGGUUGAUAAAUAAGCCACUGUUAAAGGAAAAUGUAAGCAAACACUUCGAAACUCCUUGCAGCCAUGCUGACUGGAGGAGGAGAGGGAAGUAUGUGAGCUUUAGGCUUGCAUAGGUCUGUUCAUAUCACACUAAACAAUGAUUUAUUCUCAGUGGUGGGGAAGCUCAUGGUCAGGGAUGAUGGGAGCUGUAGUUCAACCACACCUGGAAGGCCAUAGCUUCCCCAUCCCCUGUCUAGCAUGGGCCAAAUUUGACAGGUGGACAAAUUUCAACCAACAUUAUGAUGUCAUGAUUGGCAGAUGGGUGGCCCCAACCAUCUCUCGAAAUCUCUAUUCGAAGCAUCUGGCUUUGCCCCCUUUAAACCCCGCACGUACUCUGCUUCGAGGAAGCGUGCAGCUGCAAUUAUCUUCCUGGUGUAUUCCACAUAUCCGUCUUCUCCUAUGUGCAUCAUCGUCGCCCAGCAAGCUGCGAUGAGGCCACCUGGCCUGGAACCAGACAUGGUAGGGGAGGCGUAGAUACCACCUGGCCAGUCAGGGGCAAUGAAGAACUGAUACUGCCGAUAUCUCUCACUGCUGUAUAGGAUCACGGAGGAGCCCUUUGGCGCAUAGCCGUACUGCAGAGGGUGAGAUGGGAGUCCGAGUUGCAAAACAAUAAAAAGCAAGCAUUUAAUACAAAUCUUCCCCCCCCCCCCAAGAAUCUGAUGGAGACUGAAUUCCACAGACAUGUUCAAACCUCUUCUGCAGGGAAUUGCAGGGCAGAACCGACAACUUAAUGAUUCCACACUGGAAUUCAGCGAUUUUUAAAAUGUUGUGUGGGUUUCCUUUUUUUCUUAUAAAGCAUUCCAGCUGCUGAAAGUCUAUGGGCAGGUGAGAGCUCGGCCAGAUGAGGGCAAAGAGCCACCUGCACCGGGAUCUCGCUCUCACCAUGGCCAACCAGAUGCCUAUAGGAAGCCUGCAAGCUAUUUAGAGUGUCUCUUUCAAAGAUAGGGCGUAACAAGGGCACAGGUGUCAACUUGCUAAAAAGACAGAGGAUCACAUCUGAAACCAAUUCCAAACAUUCUGAAGAUUAAUGUAUUAAUUAAUGCAUUUAGUCUUCUAUUAAAGUCCACUCCUUUCUUGCAAAGGUAAAUUCUCCUGCCGUGUACACAUCUGCCAUCAUGCUUAUAUACCCUGAACCUAAACAAGUUUUCCGAGAAGUGCGGUGCAAUUUAUUUGCAAGGACUUAUGUUUAGGAUUGCAGUUUAGGGCAAAUGUCCAGUGGCAUGAUCAUAAAAGUGUUCCCGUACAAAUGAACCGGAAGCAGAAUUAAAGGAACCAUGCCUGAUCCAGUCUGGAGAGUGGACAAUCAACUCAAGCUAGAUUUUCUCCAUUAAACCUGCUUAAACUCACCUUGUGCGUAUCUGCAGAAAUGCUGGUGACACCUUUCACUCGGAAAUCAAAACCCUGCUUCAGAGGGUACCCUGCCUUCUCCAUGAAGACAAUGAGAAAGCCCCCCAGGCACGCGUCCACGUGGAAGGGAAUCUUGUAUUUCAAUGCAAGCUGUGCCAAAGGGGGGGGAAUCAACUUAGUUUCUCCAGCUAAACCAAAAGCAACAAGACGGAAACUUCCUGCCAAGUGUGAACCUCAAAAGUAUCAAACCUAUUUACAUUGUUUGAAAAGACGACUGAGCAUUCUUCCCUAAAAAGAUGCAUAAUUCACCAUUCUCAAGGCAUUCUACAAGCAAGGAGGCCCUGACCAGUGGCUUCAGAUUCUGGUAGCGUCUACCGAACUCCUCCUAUUUGUAAUUUCCAAACUGUUAUCUUCCCUUUGAUCCUCAUUAAGUCAAUGAAGGGGAGAUCUGCAUCAGUACAGGGUUGCUUCGAAUCCAAAACUGAUCACAAGGAACGGUCCUUGUGAGGGCCAUGUUUUGCUCACAGUCUUCUUUUGCUGGCAAAGUCAAGGUCGCUCCGACUUCCAACUAAGUGCUUGAACAGCUCCUGCUUGGUAUUCGCACUACAGGAUACUUAAGCAGUAUGAAAUGUAGGGCACUGCCUUAUACCAAGUCAGAUCUAGCUCUAUAUGGACUGGCGGAGGUUCUCCAGAAUUUGAUGCCAAAAUAAUUGCCAUUCCUACCUAGAGAUGCCAGGAGGUUGAAGCAGGGAUAUUUGGCCUGCAAAACAUGUUCACCACCACUGAGCUGAAGCCCCUCUCUUAAGGUACAGCCUGAUUACCACCCCAAUGCCCAGGGCAGGAUUUGAAGCAUAACAUGGCUACAUAAAUUUGCACAUACAAUGUAAAUGUAUGUUUCUAACUGAGAGCCACACAUGCCAGAACAUACAGCACACUCUCUCCUGGGCUGAGCCCACACAGGUAUCUGCUCAGCAAGUCAUACGUUUUGCUAGAGCGGGUGACACUUGGUGAAAACUUGCAUUGCAGCAAGGAGGAGCAGUUGCAACACCUAAGCCCACAGAAGGUAUGGUAAUAGAACCGUUUGCAGCCAUCUUCCAAAGAUGUGGAGCUGCACUCAGCUAUAUCAGGAUCUUGCAGUCACUUUGCAAGGGAUGCGGGUUUGUAUUUAUGGACACUUGGUGCCAUGCAGGAGGCAGAUCUGUGCUUGCAGCUGGGUUUUCCAUUCAUCAACUAUGGACUGGGGGGGGGGGGACUUUGUGUGUUGAAAACAACCCCCCACCCCACCCCCACCCAAAGUAAGCAAUGUGUAUAUCAGGUUAAAGUAGCACAAAGGUAGUUACCUCUGCGACCUCCUCAAUUGGGUCCAUGACUCCAUGAGGAAACUGCGGUGCUGAGCAGACCAGCAUGGCUGUAUUCUUGGAAAUGGCUCUCUUCAUUGCCUG